AGGAUGUUGUCAGAAGGGUACCUCUGUAUAAUUCCUUAUCAUGAUCUCAUGAAUUACAAGCUCGCUUGCAACCAAGGAGAAGAGACAGUACACGAGAUGAGGCCUUUGAAUGGCAUCACCUAUGAAUCAACAGAGGAAACACAGGACAGAAAUCUCUUUUGGAGAUGUAAGUCUGUUGGCAAGUUCAUCUUCUCUGUUUGUUCCAAUGAAAACAGAAACAGUAGAAGGCAGAUGGAUACACAGACUCCAAAUCCAGUAUUGGAAAGGCAAAUAUCUCCAGCUGUGGAAAUCUGUACAGGACCUGCUAUCAACAGAGACACUUACCUAGUUCCACCUUCUUGUAAAAGCAUUUGCAAGAAUUACAAUGACCUGCAUAUUGCUGGUGACCAGGUACUGCCUAUGAGUUCAGUUAAAACAGAUUUUACCUAUGACAGCGGGAUAGGUCCAUUCCUGGAGUCAUCAGAGAUCCCACCACCAAUGGAAUCCAUAUCAAUGCCACCUGCUGAGGUCCCUCGCAAGCCAACCAAUAGGUAUUCUUCAUGCUGGAGAGUGGCCAGCAUCAUGCAACACCAGCAACCCCUCUCAAAUUCACUACUGAAUAACUACUUGGAGGAGAAGGUGAUGGAGCUGUACAAGCAGUAUAUCAUGGAUGGCAUGGGUAACAGUGCAUCCCCUACUCAGAUCUUGGCAUCAGAAUUCAUAAUGACCAAUGUAGAUCAAAUCAGCAUGAAGCUUUCACAAGAAAGGAACAUGAAGACCACCCAAGCCAAGGAUAUGGUCAUUAACUGCCUAUUGCGACUAGCCAGUGGGAAAAUCUCCACUGAAAUGAGCACUCCUAGUCUUCACAUUUCCCAGUUUAGCACUGUGACUAAAUAAAUAAAGCCUGCACCUAGACAUUUCUGAGUCACCUUUGUUAAAAGUCAGUUUCAUUUCAGUAAGCUGAAGUUCCUGGGACAUGGUCAGAGCACCAAAUACUAACUAUUAUACAGGCGAACUCCUGAAAGAAGGAUUGGUUUGUAAACCAUACAGAAACCUUAGAUGCCUUUUUUUCCAAAUGUAAAUGCUUCAUGCUUCCUUCCAAUAAUCCUACUUCCACAUUUUAUUAACCCAAAUGUGGUUGUUGUCCCAUUGCAUUGCACUGUUUUGUAUCCUAAUGAGAAGGAACAUUGGCCCUGUUGCCUUGGCAAUGGGGACCAUUUUAUGUCUACCUCCCUUCACCAAGCGGCAGCAGGUUGGAGGAAUGGUGGCUUCAAACAGGCAUGAAGAAGAGAGUUGUUUCCCCAUUGGAAGAUUUUGCAAUUAAAAAUUAAACCUCAUGGGAAUUCAGCACAGUACUAAUUCUAAAUAUCCCUUUCAGUGUGUAAUUAUUUUCCUCCCUUCCCAAUACCUCGAGCCUCCAAGUGCAUUUCUACCCCCUUCUUGGUUUUAAUGUAUCUAUGUGGUGUUUUUGUCUGUCUGCUUGGGUGGCUUUAAGUCACUUUGGUUUGCCCUGGGCAAUAUAAAAUGACUAACAAAUUUAAUAAACCAACCAACAAACAAAUAAAGAAACCAUUGUGUAGAUGACUGUGUGCCUGCCCAGGUGGUAUAGGACUGCAUGACACCUUUAUCCCAGUGCCUACUCUGUCCUUGCUUCUCCCAUCACACCUUGAGAACUCCAGAAAUUGCCAGAGGGGCCUAUAGAGCAUCUGUGGAUCCUGAUUGCUUGAACUCCUGAUUCUGCCUGAGACAGCUUUUCCAAAAAUGAUGGCAUUCCCUUGCCCACUCUCUCUUGUUUACAUUCCUAUUACUUGUAUUCUCUCCCCCUGUUUCCCUGUGGAAUUCCUGGUCCCUCGUGUUCCUUAGCCACUCUUCCUUAUUGCAACUAAAGCCAACAUAUGUCUAAUUGAAAUGACCACCUAUUGUCCCCUUGACUCCCUACCUCUACCUCCUUUUCUCUUCCAUUUUAGACCAUAAGCUCUUCCCACCCCACUGUGUCAUAUCUGAUGAUGAGGACUGGUGGUAACUGGUUUGACUUGACUUGAAACUUUGCAUUGCGAAACCAGAGGCCUUCCUCCUGGGCAUUGUGGGCCAGAGAGUGUUAAAGA
Molecule: messenger RNA, 2084 nt
Organism: Podarcis muralis (Common wall lizard)
Lineage: Eukaryota; Metazoa; Chordata; Lepidosauria; Squamata; Lacertidae
Source: RefSeq, a predicted model, not a curated record